UCAUAAACCAAUUCAGAUUUAUGUACUACACAAGCUAUAAAUAUGUGGGCCGUGCAGACAUGGAUGGGAAAUAUAGCGUUGAGCUAAUCAAGGGAAACCAUGUUGCAGAAGCAGAAGGUCUAGCAAUCGACUUUAUUAAUGACCAUCUAUACUGGUCUGAUUCAAAGUACGAUACAAUACAGCGUUGUGAUCUUGAUGGAGAAGACUGUGUUACUAUAGUGAACAUGACGGGAACAUAUCUAUUCGAGGAAAUCAAAGACCUUGUCACAGAUGGAAAAUAUUUGUAUUAUUCCGCACUUAGAAAAGAUCAUGUCGUUCGUGUGGAGUUGAAACCACCGUACACCAGGACUGUAGUAGGACAGAAUCCGGGCCUAGGAAAUCUUUAUACGAUCGCAUUAUACAGCAGCACAAACAAAAAUGUACAACCAGUCAGUAAUGCAUGUAAAGCUCGCAAUGGUCGUGGAGACUGUAGUACAAUAUGUUUGCCGACUCAUAUUGGUAGAUCAUGUGCAUGUGAACCAUGGAUUGCGCUUAAAGCCGACGGUCGAACUUGCUCCAACGUUUACCAGUGUACAGAUCUUAUUCAGCAGACAGUAUUACUAAGUGGGGGCAAAAAAGUUGAGGUUGAUGUUACGUUCCGCAGAUCUUGUCUACGAUACCUUCACAGCAAAUGCAGAUAUAGGUGUUCAGCCAAUUUCGUGCCAAUUUUUGACACCGUUUUAACAUGCACGUAUGUGGGAUGGGAUCUGGAGUCAGAAACGCUCUGUAAAGAAUUAAGAUGUCCAACUGUUAUUGACAACGGCCAGCUUGAUUCAAAUUGUACACGAGAAGUGGGCCGGACAUGUGAUUACCAGUGUAAUAAGGGGUUUACAAAGACUUCGGAAAUUGUCGUUUGUACCAAUAACGGAACGUAUCAUAUUCCGGAAAGUGAAUUCUGUGCAGUGGUAAAAUGUCCGUCAACAAUACCUAAUGGAGAAAUUACUGGAACAUGUAACCAAACAAAUGGAGAAACAUGCGAGUUCAAAUGUAAUUGUGGUUUUAAAGCAGUCAGCUCCCUUCUUAAAAUAACGUGUAAUAGCACCGGACAAUGGGAUGCAGCAGACAACGUCUGCCUUGAGAUCAAAUGUCCAGGUACUAUUAACAAUGGAAAACUAAGUCGAGACUGCCAAAGAAAAAUUGGUGACAAAUGCAAUUAUGAAUGCAAUGACGGUUUCGUUAUGACGAGGGAAAAAGUUGUCUGCACAGAAAAUGGAACAUACGAUGUACCAGAAAAUGGUGUUUGCACGCCAUAUAAAUGUAGUGAUACAAUUGAAAAUGGUAAACUGGAUAAGGGCUGUGCAAGAACUCUUGGUGAAACGUGCACGUACAGGUGUAACAAAUACUUUUCUCCAACAUUCAGUGACAGACAAACUACCUGUCAAGCUGACAGAUGGAAUCCAGAUUCCUCCGCUCUUUGUAAAGAAUCUGUGUGUGAAAAUAAUUCGCUGGCAAAUGGAAAUAUCACAGGAAAAUGCUUGGGUAAACUUGGUGACACGUGCACGUUUCGAUGUAACCAAGGUUUUGUCAACACAACAAAUGUAGCCGUUUGUUUAGAUGAUCGUGUAUGGCAUCCAAAGGAUCUAUGCGCCGCAUUUAAAUGUAGUGAUACAAUUGAAAAUGGUAAACUGGAUGAGGACUGUGCAAGGACGCUAGGUGAAACGUGCACCUACAGGUGUAACACAUACCUAUCUCCAACAUUCAGUGACAGGCGAACUACCUGUCAAGCUGACGGAUGGAAUCCAGAUUCCUCCGUUCUUUGUAAAGAAUCUAUAUGUGCGAAUAGUUCCCUGGCUAAUGGAAAUAUCGUAGAAAAAUGCUCAAGUAAAGUUGGUACCACGUGCAAGUUUCAAUGUGAGCCAGGUUUUGUAAAUACAACAGAUGUAGCCGUUUGUUUAGAUGACAUAUGGCAUCCGAGGGACGCAUGUACAGCUUACAAGUGCAGCGAUCAAAUUGAAAAUGGAGCAUUAGAAGAUGGAUGCACAAGGACGAUCGGUUCUUCGUGUCAGUUCAGCUGUAACAGAUAUUUUAAGCCAAGCAUCGCAACGAAGCUGAUUACCUGCCAGGCUACUGGAUGGAAUCCGGUUACAACUGAACUUUGCAAAGAAUCAGUAUGUGAGGACAAAUCUCUAAGAAAUGGGAUAACAAUGGGACAAUGCACAAGUAAAAUUGGCGAGACGUGUAUGGUACAGUGUGAUAAAGGUUACGUAAAUACAACCGACAAAGUCGUUUGCCAGGAUGACAGUACAUGGCAUCCUUCUGACUCGUGUACAGCAUUAACAUGUAGUGAUGAAAUUGAAAAUGGUCGUUUGGAUCCAGGAUGUGCAAGAACAGUUGGUACAUCUUGCAAAUACAGGUGUAAUGAAUAUUAUACUCCAAGUGUAAAAGACUUGGAAAUUAAAUGCCAGGCCGAUGGAUGGAGUCCUGUUUCAACUGAUCUCUGCAGAAUUUCUGUAUGUGAGGACAGUUUCCUCUCCAAUGGAAACAUAAUAGGAACUUGUUCUAAAGCAAUUGGUGACGUUUGUGAGUUCCAGUGCGACAACGGUUAUGCAAAUACAACUAACUUUGUUGUCUGCAAAAGCGACAAAAUGUGGCAUCCUAGGGAGUCUUGUAAGGUUGUGAAGUGUCCUACUACAGUUCCAGACGGAGAAAUCACAGGAACCUGCGAUUUUUCCAUAGGAGCAAAAUGCACCUUUAAAUGUAAUGCAGACUUUACUGCAAACGAACUUUAUCAAAGUAUCACAUGUAACAACAGUGGACAGUGGAACGCUUCGGAAGAACUUUGUCUUGUAUCAGAGUGCAAGGACAGUUCACUGUCUAAUGGAAAGGUUACAGGAAACUGCAAGAAAAUGGUUGGCGAGACUUGCUCUGUAACGUGUAAUCAAGGUUAUGUCAAUACAACCUCAGUGGCUAUCUGCAGAAAUGAUUACAUGUGGCAUCCGACGGAGUUAUGUAUACGUAAGUGCGUAGAAAUUAUAUGUUGUCGAAUAUAUUAAUACGUAUCAAUACACAUUUUGUCGGAAAUUUAAUGACCUGUUUUUAUACCCCGCGAUGCACUGACCUGAAGAGAGCAUAACCUAAGUUACUAGGUCAAAGGCCUCACAUUGAUGUCAAAAUGUUUGUCUUUAUAAAAUCCAGGCAAUGUUUGAAACAGUGUCAUCGCGGU
This is a messenger RNA of Mercenaria mercenaria, 3202 nucleotides long. Its product is annotated as P-selectin-like. The transcript has 18 exons. The coding region runs from base 21 to 3032 and encodes 1003 amino acids. NCBI's taxonomy places the organism in Eukaryota, Metazoa, Mollusca, Bivalvia, Venerida, Veneridae. The record is from RefSeq and is a predicted model, not a curated record.